AUGGAUGCUCGUGCCAAGACGAAACAGCAGCGUCAGAGGAGUCGACCCCCGAGUCGCUUUCGCUCGGGCCAGGUGAGUGCCAGCUUGUGGAGACCGGACGACCCGGAAUUGGGACGGCAGUUGGAAGCCGCUGCGUCCCCGCCUGCCGGCUUGCCGCAGAUGGAACAAGGUUUGCCGUUGCAUCCGUCCCCCCUUGCUGCCUCAUCGGUGGAGUCGGCCAUUGAUGAUGAUGAUGCUGCUGUGCCGGGCACUGGCUCUGGCUCUGGCUCAGGCUCCUGCUCCGAUCAGACGUCUGGGCUACGAGAGCUGCCCCCACAAGCGCCUCCCCCUAAAAGGCUGCGGCAUCAGCCACCGGCUCUCACGGGGCACUUGGAUGACAGCCCAGAGCUCGUGCAGGAUGUCAGGGAUUAUCACGGCUACACUGCUUCCCAG
Molecule: messenger RNA, 432 nt
Organism: Symbiodinium sp. CCMP2592
Lineage: Eukaryota; Dinophyceae; Suessiales; Symbiodiniaceae
Source: the annotation of a GenBank genome assembly